AUGGAUCCUCAAAGAAAAUCUGUUGCCGGGCCAAUAGCAAAGUCUAGUAUAAAAUCUUCGCGAAAGAGUUUGGCUGCAACUAGUGCAUUUUUAAGGCGUAAUAACUCAAAGAAAGGGGUUAUCACUGUACAUACAAGUACACCUAAAGUUGAACACCAUUCAUUUCAUGCUGAUCAAAAUCAAAUUUAUCAAGGAGAAGUUAAUCUUCUAUCUAUUAUAAAUACAAACAAAGAUAUCAUGUGUUGUAAAUAUACAGAAGAUAUUAAAGAUAUUGCCUUAGGUUUAUCGGACGGCACAGUCAGAUUAUUUGACUGUAUAAACGGUAACUGCUCACAUACACUCGUCGACGAGGAAUUUCGAAAUUACCCCGGUCCUGUGACUGCCAUUAAGCAUCGUCCUGUCAACCCGUCGCACCCUAUAACUGACACAUUUUUAUCUUCAUAUAUCAAUGGUUAUAUAAAAUGUUGGAAGUAUAAUUAUGAACAAUGUUUAUAUACAAUAAAGGAAAAACGACAAACUUUGGGAUUGUGCUAUCACCCUCGUCAUUCUAAAUUCAUUACCUACGGAGACGACGCUAAACUAAACAUGUAUGAUGAGGAAACACAGACUCAAGAAAGAGCUUUUCAUGCCAGUGGUAAAAAAAAUAUGACAGACGGACAUUCAUCAAGAGUUUUUGCAUGCUCCUUUAAUCCCAGAUCGAACCAUGAGUUGAUCUCUGGCGGCUGGGAUGACGUAGUUAUGUGCUGGGAUGCCCGACAGCCGUACGCGACACGGUAUUUUUUUGGCGUGCAUUUGUGUGGUGAAGGAUUAGACUUUGACAAACCAGGCAAGCAGAUUUUAACAUGCUCCUGGCAAGAUAAUAACAGUAUUCAACUAUGGGAUUAUGGGUCAUGCAAAUUGAUUGAAACAAUUGUACCAGACCAUCACCAAUCGAAACUUUAUUGUGGAAAAUUCGUGCCCAAAACUAAUUUGAUGGUAUGUGGUGGCACGGAUAAUAAUAUUCUUCGUGUAGUGGAUGUCAAAAUGAAGACAACGGAGUGUUCAAUAAGAAACAAUCCAGGUGGCAUAUAUGUAUUUGAUUAUGGAACAGUACGAAGAAAACCUAAAAAGGAUGCGGAUGGUUUUAAAAAAGGAAAUGAUUUAAAGAAUAUACCUCGUGUGGCAUUUGUAAGCGGAAAGAAACUGCAAAUUGUAGAUUUUGGCUAG
Parnassius mnemosyne (clouded apollo) is the source of this 1206-nucleotide messenger RNA. The record is from the annotation of a GenBank genome assembly. Lineage: Eukaryota; Metazoa; Arthropoda; Insecta; Lepidoptera; Papilionidae.